Diabrotica balteata is the source of this 1299-nucleotide messenger RNA. NCBI's taxonomy places the organism in Eukaryota, Metazoa, Arthropoda, Insecta, Coleoptera, Chrysomelidae. The record is from the annotation of a GenBank genome assembly.
AUGUUGAUAGAAUGUCAAUACUGCGGAAGGCUAUUUAAUACUCCAACAAAUUUUAUAGAGCACUCGUUUGCACAUCAUUGUUGGAAGUGUAGGUACUGUCCACUUCAGUUUCCUUCUGAGGAGGAACGAUGUACUCAUGAAACUCAGGUACAUUUUACAGUGCAAUGUGAAUUUUGUACAAGGCUUUUUAGAGACGAAAGGCAUAUGCGCGAUCAUUGCGAAGCUGUACAUUUUCUGUGCCACUUUUGCGACGAAUGGUUUUUAAAUGACGAGGAAAAGAAUGAACACGUGACCAAUGUUCAUUACAGUUUUACAUGUUCACUUUGCCCAGAGCGAUUUAGAAAUGUGUACGCUCUAGAAUGUCAUCGUAAUAUUUUCCAUUAUUUUAAAUGUUUUUAUUGCGCUGAAUGGUUUACUUCUAGUUUAGAAAGAUUCGAUCACGACAAGGACGUACAUGUGACAGUACCGUGCCCUCACUGUGACAGAUAUUUUAGAAAUCACCAGCUGGUGCAGAAACAUUGUAGACAGAAACAUUUUUACAGAUGUAAGUAUUGCGAUGAUUGGUUUAUUACGUUUGAACAAAAAGUGGAACAUGAAAAUAGUCAUAUUUUUUUUAAAUGCCCUUAUUGUACACAACUUUUUAUAGAGAUCGACGAAAUGGAGGAGCACCGUGAACGUCUACACCGAUACGAAUGCUUCUAUUGUGAUGAUUGGUUUCUAACAGGCGAAGAGAGAGAUUUACAUGACCGAGCUAAGCACUUGAAAAACAGCUGUAUGUACUGCGACAAGCUUUACCGAACUGAAGAAGAAUUGAUGAGCCACAACUUUGCUGAACAUUAUUUUCCAUGUAGGCACUGUGGGGACUGGUAUACGCUUGAUGAAGAAAGAGAUGAACACGAAGCAGAACACUUGGUAGUUAGCUGUCCACAUUGUAAGGAAAGUUUUUUAGAAGUGAGUCACAUGGAGUAUCAUUGUUAUCACGUUCACAAUUUCCGUUGCUUACACUGUCCACUUUCUUUCUUAACUGCUCGAGAAAAAGAUGCACACGCCCUUAAAGUACAUCUUGUAGCUAACUGUCCGUAUUGUGAAAACUCUUAUGCUUCUGUAGAUCUAAUGAUGCAGCAUUGUGAUCAAAGACAUUAUUUUCCAUGUCAGUACUGUUACCUGUGCUUUCCCACUGAUGAAGAGAGAAAUAAUCAUAGAAGUAAUCAUUUUACUGUUAAAUGUCCACAUUGUAUGAGAUUAUUUAGAAAAACGAGGCAUAUGAAAGAACAUUGUGAUGCUGCUCAUUAUUUUUAA